Coregonus sp. 'balchen' is the source of this 36423-nucleotide messenger RNA. The record is from the annotation of a GenBank genome assembly. NCBI's taxonomy places the organism in Eukaryota, Metazoa, Chordata, Actinopteri, Salmoniformes, Salmonidae.
GGCUGACAGCGGCAGCGGCGGCAGCUGCCACCGCAGCCAUCGUCGAAGCCAUGAAGGUGAAGAAGAUCAAGCUGGAGGUGAUGAGCGGCUACCACGGCAACGCCAACCAGCAUGGGGCAGACGGUGAGAACGGAGACCUCAGCUCCAGCGUGGGUGAGUCAGUCAGUGUGCCCUUCACACACACACAUGCAAGCGUACAGGUGCAUACAGGUCUUCACACUCACACAAAGACAUGCAUGCAGAUAGCAAUGCAGGUAUGAAUACGUAUGCAGACGCACACCGGUACAGACACACAGACACAUACAUAACAAAAGACGAGUAUCAGAGUUUGCAGAUGUCAUCUAUAUACAGCUUGUGUUGAACCAAAGCUGUACAUUUGUACAGCUGAAUGCCACUACAAGCUUAAAUGCACCAACAGCUCAAAGAUACUCACCAAGCUAAGGUACUGGAUUCCAAACAUAUCUAUUCUUGCCAGUUUGGAGCAGAGUGUGGACAGUUCAAAGAAUACAGGUCCAGUUGAAACAUCUACAAAAUAGCCUUGUAUGUUCACUACAAUUGGCUAGUAUAUUAAGUUGGAUGUCUAUAAAACAAUUGUAUCAUUAUUUGCAUUUGUCCACAUCUUUGUAAUGCAAAUGGUACAUUCUGUCUGUAAAGUCUUGUUCUCUACUGCUAUGUAAAAUCCCCAGCCUUCAUAUCCAAUCUAAAAACAACACAGACAUUGUUAAUACAAAGUUUAAUCCAUGAACACUGUAUCCCAAAGCUAUUAGCCAUAAACUCAGUCUCUAAUUUCUUUAAUUUAAUCACAGCAAGAGCAUUGCUUUUUCAAUAUGUGCCAUUUCAAUUAAUUAUUAGCCCACAAAUGCAGACGGAUUUUGCUCAUAUCGCCACCGAGCCACUUAGCGUAUUGUGGAAAAUUCUAAUAUAGUGUUGAAUUAUUAUGAGCCCAUUACAAAUUAUAGGCUCCAUGUAAUCCCUAAAGCUUUGAUUCACUAAAUAGUGUUUUUGAUUCACUUACUCUAAGUGUCUCGACAGAAGUACUUGACACUGUAUAUUUGGGUAAAAACAGGAUGCUGUCGCUAAGCAGAUUGAACAAAGAAGCACAAUUCAUGAGCUCUGAGGUCAUCAAUCCCAAAAAAAUGAAAACGGGUCUACGACCAAUGAGAAAACGAGGCUAUGAGGUCACCGAAAUCAAGAUAAAUGUGAAUAAGAACAGCAAGGCUACGGCAAUGGAGCUGAAAAUAAACUGUUUUAUCUUUUUACAAUUUAAAUUGUAACCUUGAGCACACGGCCAGCCAGCCAGCCACACAUAAGAAAGCACUCCCUGAAGAAUCAUAAUUCUGUAGAAGGGAGCAGCGGUGUGUGUGUGUGAGUGCGCAUGCAUGUGUGUGUGUGUGUGUACGUCUGUAUGCAUGUCUGUGUUUAUUUCUCUUUUGUGUGUGUGUGCAUGUGUGUUUGUGAGUGUGGGUGCGCCGGUCACGACAUUAGCUCCCUGAGUGAAAUAUAUGACGGUGACGCCUCUUGGCCCCAUCCACAAUCAAUUGGAUUAUUUUCCUUUAAUAUUUACUUGCAGCGAUGAGUUGCUCGUGUUCAUGGUGAUGAACAGUCUGCCACUGGCGUUUGAAGGUGACCUGUCACUGCGUAUGGACAAAUCUCUCUCGCAGAAAUGUAGAAAAUAAAUCAUUAGGGGCUAGGCAGGCAGACAGAGAACCUCAUCUCUCUCUCUCUCUCUCUCUCUCUCUCUCUCUCUCUCUCUCUCUCUCUCUCGCUCUCUCUCUCUCUCUCUCUCUCUCUCUCUCUCUCUCUCUCUCUCUCUCUCGCUCUCUCUCGCUCUCUCCCCCCCUUCUCUCUUUCUAUCUCGCCUGUCUCACUCUCUCUCUCCUUCUCUCCCCUCUCACUCCCUGGAUUGAAAUUGGCCUCAGAUUUAUGAUUGGAAUUAAUGCUUCGUUUGGUCAAAGGAAUGGCUUGCUGAGACAAAUUAUGUUUGGUACUGAAGCCAUCCUUAUAUUGAUUACUGGGUGUCACAGCAAUCUCUUGUUUAUAUCAGACACUCUUGUGUGACAGGGGUGGCCAGCAGAAGUCAUCAAGAUAAUCCACAGGAGAUACAGUAUAUGGCCCUAGUAUAGUCUCUACAGAUGGAAGAAAGGAACAGAGAGAGAAAGGAACAGUGUCCUCAUUUAGUUUUAGCGAAUCACACAACUGCGAGGUGUGGCUCCGUAAAAAGAGGUACACAAGACAUGUAAGGCACACGCACGGGGGAGGGUUAGGGGGAAGGUGUUGUGGGAGAUGAUUGGUUGGUAGAUUAAGAUGAUUAAGCCAAUGCCUAUGUGCCGGGAGUUUCUCCCAGUCUUUCUGUAUUGGCUAAGGAAGGCCAAGUUUGACACGUUGAUCCACCAGACUCUUUCUCUUUGCACAUUUGGGCAGAAGUGUCUGGGAAUAAAAUUAGUAUAGUAUAGUCUUAUUAGAUGGACAAUGUAAAGAGAGCAAAGUUUAAGCAAUGUUUAAAAAGGGAAAGCCAACACUUCUUCCACAUUUAAGUAUGAAAAAUACACUGCUCAAAAAAAUAAAGGGAACACUUAAACAACACAAUGUAACUCCAAGUCAAUCACACUUCUGUGAAAUCAAACUGUCCACUUAGGAAGCAACACUGAUUGACAAUACAUUUCACAUGAUGUUGUGCAAAUGGAAUAGACAACAGGUGGAAAUUAUAGGCAAUUAGCAAGACACCCCCAAUAAAGACUGGUUUUGCAGGUGGUGACCACAGACCACUUCUCAGUUCCUAUGCUUCCUGGCUGAUGUUUUGGUCACUUUUGAAUGCUGGCGGUGCUUUCACUCUAGUGGUAGCAUGAGACGGAGUCUACAACCCACACAAGUUGCUCAGGUAGUGUAGCUCAUCCAGGAUGGCACAUCAAUGCGAGCUGUGGCAAGAAGGUUUGCUGUGUCUGUCAGCGUAGUGUCCAGAGCAUGGAGGCGCUACCAGGAGACAGGCCAGUACAUCAGGAGACGUGGAGGAGGUCGUAGGAGGGCAACAACCCAGCAGCAGGACUGCUACCUCUGCCUUUGUGCAAGGAGGAGCAGGAGGAGCACUGCCAGAGCCCUGCAAAAUGACCUCCAGCAGGCCACAAAUGUGCAUGUGUCUGCUCAAACGGUCAGAAACAGACUCCAUGAAGGUGGUAUGAGGGCCUGACGUCCACAGGUGGGGGUUGUGCUUACAGCCCAACACCGUGCAGGACGUUUGGCAUUUGCCAGAGAACACCAAGAUUGGCAAAUUCGCCACUGGCGCCCUGUGCUCUUCACAGAUGAAAGCAGGUUCACACUGAGCACAUGUGACAGACGUGACAGAGUCUGGAGACGCCGUGGAGAACGUUCUGCUGCCUGCAACAUCCUCCAGCAUGACCGGUUUGGCGGUGGGUCAGUCAUGGUGUGGGGUGGCAUUUAUUUGGGGGGCCGCACAGCCCUCCAUGUGCUCGCCAGAGGUAGCCUGACUGCCAUUAGGUACCGAGAUGAGAUCCUCAGACCCCUUGUGAGACCAUAUGCUGGUGCGGUUGGCCCUGGGUUCCUCCUAAUGCAAGACAAUGCUAGACCUCAUGUGGCUGGAGUGUGUCAGCAGUUCCUGCAAGAGGAAGGCAUUGAUGCUAUGGACUGGCCCGCCCGUUCCCCAGACCUGAUUCCAAUUGAGCACAUCUGGGACAUCAUGUCUCGCUCCAUCCACCAACGCCACGUUGCACCACAGACUGUCCAGGAGUUGGCGGAUGCUUUAGUCCAGGUCUGGGAGGAGAUCCCUCAGGAGACCAUCCGCCACCUCAUCAGGAGCAUGCCCAGGCGUUGUAGGGAGGCACGUGGAGGCCACACACACUACUGAGCCUCAUUUUGACUUGUUUUAAGGACUUUACAUAAAAGUUGGAUCAGCCUGUAGUGUGGUUUUCCACUUUAAUUUUGAGGGUGACUCCAAAUCCAGACCUCCAUGGGUUGAUAAAUUUGAUUUCCAUUGAUCAUUUUUGUGUGAUUUUGUUGUCAGCACAUUCAACUAUGUAAAGAAAAAAGUAUUUAAUAAGAUUAUUUCAUUCAUUCAGAUCUAGGAUGUGUUAUUUUAGUGUUCCCUUUAUUUUUUUGAGCAGUGUAUAUGCACUCACUAACUGUAAGUCGCUCUGGAUAAGAGUGUCUGCUAAAUGACUAAAAUUUAAAAAUGUUAAAGGAAAAAGCAACGUUCCGUCAAUGUUUCAAUUGCCAGUUGUACAUAAUGGUUUGUUUGAAUAGACCAGUGAGGAUCAGCUAUAAGUUGAAUUUCUUCUCAAUUACUUAUCUGGUUAAAUGAAAUAGCCAUAUUUGCAAAGGGAUCUCUUUCAUUGCUAGGGAACAUUUAUUGCGUUAAAACAAAAAGGUCCUAUUUUCCACUGUUGCAUUAAGAGCGAAGCGAAUAAAAAACAGAUCCUUUGACACAUACCAUAAAGAGCAUAAAUGUUUUACUUCCCUGCAGUACUUAGUCCCAUGUCUAGUUUGGAUUCCUGCAUGCCUAAUAUGUCCUGGUCUACAGUCCAUUAUGCCUGCGGAAUCCAGGCCUCUAAAUCACUUGACAGAUAUAGCUAUAUGACUGUGCAAGAGGGGAACUUGAUUUGCCUGCUGCCUUGUUGGGCUCUGUUGGUCUGGACUCACUGUGGAUAACAGUGCAGGGCAGUGCUGAUGAGGAUGUGAAUAAAUGCUCUGUUUUAAAGAGAAAGAGAGGGAGAGAGAGAGAGAGAGUGAAUAGAAAUCAAAGAAAAUAGUAAUUCAAAAGGGUUGAUGGUGAUGAUGAUAUUGUGAGAAUUGUAUAAUACUACUACUACUUGUUCUAGACAAAGGAAGAAACAGCGGCAGAGACAGAGGUAUAGAAACAAGGCAGACGCAAAAGCAGAGACAGAGAAGUAAAGACAGAUACAGAAGUAGUGUUAGAGGCAGGGACAUAAAUAAAGGCAGGGACAAAGGCAGAGACAGACGCAGACACAGAUAAAGCGACAGAGGCAGAGAAAGAGGCAGUCAAAGACAGAGGUAGAGACAGUGAAGGACACCCUGUUCUGUUGGUGGAGUUGGAUUGCGGUGAGUCUGCCAUCAUUGUGUUGAUGUCAAUGGAACAGGCUAAUGUUUCUCUCCCACACAUAAAAAAUUAAUCACAGUGUUUCCCCUAUAUUGAUGUUCGUUGUCGCCAAUCAUUUUCAGGAUUGUUAAAAAGAUGUCAGUGUUCACUUAAACGACUAUAGACUGAUAUAAAGUAUGUCCUGUAGAAAAGAUAAUGGAGCUAUAUAUUGUUUAGUAAGAACCUCUUUGAACACUAACAAUCACCAAACUAAAAACUAGAUUGUCAGGGAUAAUCUAAAAUGUGUAGAAUUGCAGGAAACUAGCUUUAAAACUGUAAAAUGUUCUCUCCACCCCAUGGCAAAAUUAGCUCUAAAACGGCAACAUUUCGACUCUGUGGCCAAGAGAAGGGCCGUUAAAACUUUGGGUCGGAGACUGCACCCCCCCCCCCCCACCACCACUCCAACCCCCACUAACCAUGCCACCACUGCUGAAAAAAAGCCUAGGGGAAACACUAAAUCACAAUUAGACCUUCCUGUUUGCAUCAACGUUAUUAUUUAUCAGGAAAAACAACCGGCCAGCUAAACCCAGCCAAAGUGGCCAAACAUCCUGUGAAAGGGGAGGAAGGGAGGGAGAGAGGGAGAGAGAGAGUGUGUGUGUGUGUGUGUGUGUGUGUGUGAGAGAGAGAGAGCUUGUUCUCUGAUUAGACAAAAUGUUUGUCUCUCACUCUCUUUGAUUCUCCCUGACAGUCUUGAGAAGGAGGUGGUGUGUGUGUAUGUGUGUGUGUGUGUGUGUGUGUGUGUGUGUGGUUUUCAAAGGGGGUACAGAGGCCCUCUCAAUGUGUACAUUUUGGAUUGUUCCUGUGGCUGUCAGGAAAUAACACACAAUUAUAGAUCACAAAACCAGGUUAGAGCACAUGUAGCACUAGGCCUUUCAGUGGGAUAAACAGCCAGCCUGCCAUUCAAUCCCAACGCACUGACCCCAACCACAACCUUUAUUACCGGGACAGAAAACACUGUCAGCUGCUGCCCACUAACAAACACCUGCCAAUUUCAAGAGAACUGGUUCAGUGGCAGUCUCACUUGGAACCGUAAUUAGUGACAUUGUAUCCUGUAUCGCUGUUUAUGCUCUCUAUGUUGUGGAGCUCCCUCUCUUUCUCUUCCUCUCUAACCCCCAUUCUCUGGCCAUGCACCUGACUCCACCUCACUGUGGUAAUGGAAAUGGACCUUACAUUCGGUCUGUAAUUAGGUGUGGGAAUUCCAUCCGUCAUCAACCAGACAAUGCUGCCAUGUACAUCUUAAAGGGAUACUGUGAGAUUUCGAAAUUAGGUCGUUUAUCUACUUACCCAGAGUCAGACGAACUCAUGGAAACCAUUUUUAUGUCUCUGCGUACAGUUUGGAGAUGAUUGAAGUUAGCAUAUUGUUAGCUUAGCGCAAUUGCUGGAAGUCCCCGGUAUAGUAGCCAGCUCCUCUCAUAAGCAGGGCAAUAUACCUUCUAAAUAAUCCAAAACUAGGUGGUUGGUAAUUUAUAGUAUGACAAAGCUAUACAUAAUAAUCUAUAUUUUGUAAAUUUCACUGAUAAUCAUAAGAAACUAUCCACUAUCCACUAUCCACUUUCCACUUCUUCAUUAUUUAUUGUGUGUGUGUGUUUGUGUGUGUGUGCGCGAGCUGGCUGGGGCCCCUGAGAGGGCUCCGUGAGGAGGAGACCACAGCUGUAAACGGCGAGCAACUAAUUGGCCCUUAUCUGGCUGUCCCAUUCAUCUUCAUUUUUUACCAAUUACUGAGCAUUAUCUGUGUUCUCAGUUGGCCAUGGGACUUAAUCCUUUUUGGUUAAGCUGCUUGUGGCGGCUUGCAAAAUUUCAAAUGGGGAAGGAGAGAGGGAGGAGGGAGGAGGGAGGAGGGAGGAAGGAGAGAGGGAGGAGGGAGGAGGGAGGAAGGAGAGAGGGAGGAGGGAGAAGGGGAGCAGAAGUCACAGCGAUAAACAAACUCGGGAAACUUCCCAUCAUCUCUCCCCCCCUCGGAGGAAGGAAUCAAUAAACAAUGACAUCACGUGAAGGAGAGCACAAAGACACAGACAAAGAGAGAGAGAAAGGACUUGGGGCGAGAAUCAAUUAUCGGCAUUAUAAUUCAGGUCCUUGUUUGCAAACGCAGCGGCCUCAUUGAUUAAGCUUGCUCCGGUUGCUCUUGCCAUUAUUGACUUGUUAAAACCAUAUUUUCUCCUCAUCAGUGGGUUUCAUGUUUGUGGUCGUCAGCAGGCAGAUUACAAUUCUUUUAAAAGGCCUUCAUCAAUUAUUCAGGGUGUAUUCAUUUUGGCAAGCUCCAAAUGCCCCCUGUUAAGUUUUGGUGUGUGUGUGUGUGUGUGUUUUUUUUCAUAGCAGCAGAGAAUAGAACCAGGACACAUUGUUCCUCCAGACGGUACAUCAACACAGUUAGCCCUUAUUAUUUGAGAUCAAUGCAUAACUAGGUUUCUCUCUAUAUGGGGUAAACACUAAGAUAGGCUACAGGGCAUUGAUUGUAUUGCAAGCUGAGUCAGAAUACAUGUUAAGUGUUGUACUUUCUUUUUAUGUCUGUGUCUGUGUGUUAUGGUUUAGUAGAGGAACAACAAUAAAACCAUUGGUAUUACAAUAAAUAUAUUACAGGAUAUAGAAAUUACUAUGCAUUAAAUCAGCCAUAAUAAUCCUAGAAAAUAAUCCUAGAUAUGAUAUCAAAAGCAAACCUGGAUAACUAAAUGUUGAAUAAUAAAUACUGUAAAUAAAAUAGAUCCAUUUUACGCAGUGUGCAGUGCCUCCUGCUAUUUGAUAGGGAUAUGUUUGGUCACAAGCUCUGCACCAGCUGUCAGCCAAGCUUCACUGCUGCAAUUUAAUUAGUCUGUUUAUGUCCUUUCUAAUAAUAAAGCUCUCAGGGUGGAAGGACACAUCUAGCCGCUAGCUAGUGCCUGGCUUUGUUAGCCAUGUUAGCCUGCUUAGCACUGGUGGCCUAGGAUGUUAGCUUGGUUAAUACUUGUAAAAUGACUUUCUUAAUUGUGCCUGAGGUGAUAAAUAAAGUUUCAUCAAAUUGAAUUGAAUGAGCACUGGUGGUCUAGGAUGUUAGCCUGGUUAGCACUGGUGGUCUAGGAUGCUAGCCUGGUUAGCAUUGGGUAGCCUAGGACUCUAGCUUGGUUAGCGCUGGUGGCCUAGGUCUAGGACAUUAACUUAGUUAGCACUGAACUGGUGGCCUAGGGCAUUGUCUGUCUGACAUACUAUAUAGACUGAACAAAGCUGGACAGCGGGAUUGGUCUCUCUCUCUCUCUCUCUCUCUCUCUCUCUCCCCUUCUUCUCGCUCCCUCUCUUCCUCCUGGGCUUUGGUCCUCCCUACCUCUCUAUUAGAGACUCAGGCCCAGGGGAGUCAGGUGACAGAUAAAGCAGAGAGCGUCACACACAUUUUUAAUUUCAAAAGAUAAACUCAAUAAUCUUUUAUGUAUUUUAAUGAAGUCAAAUGUCCUCGUUCUAAUUUCGCUUACGUUCGGCUGUUAAGCAUCCGCGUUAAAAUUUGAAUAUGCAUCAUGGGGGAAAUGUGUGCAGGCACACAAAUGCAGAAAUAGAUUAGAAUAACAAGGAGAAUUGAUUAAGCAUUAUUCCUGUAAUGAUCCAUAUCAAGUUAUAUCAUCUUUGAGUGGCAGUGGUGGUGUGGCAUUCUUAUUAGAGCUGUGAGAGAGCAAGAGAAGAGAGAAAGGGAGAGGUAGAGAGGAUCGUCACAGAGAUAGAGGGAGAGAGGAAGACAGAGAAAAAAAGUGUGGCACGCUACACAAACCUCAUGUCAUGCAAAUAUUUGUACAACUGUCUCUUGCGGUUACCUCACCACGACAGGGGCAUGGUUAAAUAAAAACAACUGACCAGUCGACUUGUCAGCCCUCAUCAACAUUAGGGCUUCAUUCUUCAUUAAUUGGAGUGAUUAAUAUGGAGGGCUUUGAUGCAGCGGGUGAUGCAUGCGUCGGGCUGUCCCCUUUGUAGCAUCCACUGUCAGGUUGCAUUUAGCAGGGAUAGGGGCUGACCUUUGGGGAGUGAAGAGAUCACGGCAAUUUGAAAAGACAGUGUCACUUGGGUUCAAUGUGAUACUGUGUAAUAGAUGACAUUCCAACCUUUCACUUAUGACGGGCUUUCGCAGGUCUUUUGAGUAAUGUGAAAUAAAGUGGUAUUGAAAUAUGCACGCAUGGGGCUGUGAAUGUGCUUGAAUGUUAAUGACGUUGAUAGGGUCGUUUCACAACAAACACAAUCAAAGAUGGAGGAAAGUAAGUACAGGUGUAGAUCUUCCCAACAAUGCAGAGAGAGAAAUGGAAAAAUAAUUGGAAAAAAUUAUAAUAACACGAGGAAUAAAUACACAAUGAGCAACGAUAACUUGGCGAUAUACACGUGGUACCAGUACCGAGUCAAUGUGCAGGGGUACGAGGUAAUUGAGGUAGAUAGAUAUGUACAUAUAGGUAGGGGUAAAGUGACUAAGCAACAGGAUAGAUAAUAAAUAGUAGCAGCAGCGUAUGUGAUGAGUCAAAAGAGUUAUUGCAAAAAGGAUCAAUGCAGAUAGUCCUGGUAGCUAUUUGGUUAACUAUUUAACAAACUAUUUAGCAGUCUUAUGGCUUGGGGGUAGAAGCUGUUCAGGGUCCUGUUGGUUCCAGACUUGGUGCAUCGGUACCGCUUGCCGUGCGGUAGCAGAGAGAACAGUCUAUGACUUGGGUGGCUGGAGUCUUUGACAAUUUCUUGGGCCUUCCUCUGACACCGGUAUAGAGGUCCUGGAUGGCAGCGAGCUCGGCCCAAGUGAUGUACUGGGCCAUACGCAUUACCCUCUGUAGCGCCUUGCGGUCAGAUGCCAAGCAGUUGCCAUACCAAGCGGUGAUGCAGCCAGUCAAGAUGCUCUCAAUGGUGCAGCUGUAGAACUUUUUGAGGAUCUGAGGGCCCAUGCCAAAUCUUUUCAGCCUCCAGAGGGGGAAGAAGCGUUGUCAUGCCUUCUUCACAACUGUGUUGGUGUGUGUGGAACAUGUUAACUCCUUAAUGAUGUGAUCAUUGAGGAACGAAGAUCUUGAUCCUCUCCACUACAGCCCUGUCGAUGUGGAUGGGGGCGUACUCUGCCCUCCAUUUCCUGUAGUCCACGAUCAGCUCCUUUGUCUUGCUGACUGACGUUGAGGGAGAAGUUGUUGUCCUGGCACCACACUGACAGGUCGCUGACCUCCUCCCUAUAAGCUCCCUUCAGUGCUGCUUGCCUUGAAGCGAGCAUAGAAGGCAUUUAGCGAAGCAUCUGCUUCAUCGGACCACUUCCGUAUUGAGCGCGUCACUGGUACUUCCAGUUUGAGUUUUUGAUUGUAAGCAGAAAUCAGGAGGUUGUAAGCAGGAAUCAGGAGGAUAGAGUUAUGGUCAGAGUUGCCAAAGGGAGGGCGAGGGAGAGCCUUGUGUGGAGUAAAGGUGAUCUAGAAUUUUGGCGCCUCUAGUUGCACAGGUGACAUGAUGGUAAAAAUGAGGUCAAACGGAUUUUAGUUUUCCUAGGGGGGAUUGAACUGUGAACCUUACAUUCACAUGGUACAUCACACAUUUAUUCUUCACCACACAUAUAGCUAUAUACACACUCACAUAGUUUCCUCUGAGAAAGCAAGAUAAAGAGCAGAAGUUCAAACAGAGUUAAAGAAUCUCACAAUUACUGGAUGUCCUUCACACUGUGAACAAACAGGUUUAUAUUCAUAUGUUUUGAUUCCUUCAUCUAAUAUGUCAAGACAAAACAUGUUUCACUGUAAAGACUGAUGGCAUUUCUUUAAAUGUAUACUAAUUGAUUUCAGUUACUAAUUUUAACAUUACUGUAUACACAUCAUUCCAAUUCCGAUAUGAAUUAAUAUAAUACAAAGAUGAAUUAGUAUAAUACACGGUUCACCUAAUAGCGUUUGUGAUAAUCACAUAAGUAUUUGUAUUUAUUUUUAGAUCAGCUUAAUAUUGCAGAUAUAUUGUAACUUCCAUCAAUGUAAUUGUCUGCAUCACUUCCAAUCCCCCAUGUUUAUAUAUAUAUACAUAUAUACAUACAUACACACAUACAUAUACACAUAUAAAUAAAUAAAAAUAUAUAUAUAUAUAUAUAUAUAUAUAUAUAUAUAUAUAUAUAUAUAUAUAUAUAUAUAUAUAUAUAUAUAUAUAUAUAUAUACAUACACAUACAUACACAUAUACACACACACACAUACAUACAUACACAUACAUAUCCUUUAAAAAAAUAUAUAUAUUCCCCUUUAUUAAUUUCCAAACCUGCCACCCUUUCCCCACUUGGAGUAAACUAGUGAACAACAACGCCUAGGCAUCUACUUCCAGCCCAUACACACUAUUUACAUUUUAUGGACACAGUCAAUGUUAUUGUGUGUUUGUUUGCAUGUGUCUAUGUUUGUGUUGCUUCACAGUUCCCGUUGUUCCAUAACGUGUGUUUUUAUCUGUUUUUUUUUUAAAUCUAAUUUUACUGCUGGCAUAAGUUAAUUGAUGUGGAAUAGAGUUCCAUGUAGUCAUGGCUCUAUGUAGUACUGUGCACCUCCCAUAGUCUGUUCUUGACUUGGGGACUGUGAAGAGACCUCUGGUGGCAUGUCUUGUGGGGUAUGCAUGGGUGUCCGAGCUGUGUGCCAGUAGUUCAAACAGACAGCCUGGUUCAUUCAACAUGUCAAUACCUCUCACAAAUACAAGUAGUGAUGAAGUCAAUCUCUCCUCCACUUUGAGCCAGGAGAGAUUGACAUGCAUAUUAUUAAUGUUAGCUCUCUGUGUACAUCCAAGGGCCAGCUGUGCUGCCCUGUUCUGAGCCAAUUGCAAUUUUCCUAAGUCCCUCUUUGUGGCACCUGACCACACGACUGAACAGUAGUCCAGGUGCGACAAAACUAGGGCCUGUAGGACCUGCCUUGUUGAUAGUGCUGUUAAGAAUGCAGAGCAGUGCUUUAUUAUAGACAGACUUCUCCCCAUCCUAGCUACUGUUAUAUCAAUAUGUUUUGACCAUGACAGUUGAAAAUCCAGGGUUACUCCAAGCAAUUUAGUCUCCUCAACUUGCUCAAUUUUGUCAGGCUGACGUGUAUGCGGUAACGAAGUCAAGCGCAGGACACCGAGCUACUGGCAGACGUACUUUACUGAACACAGUAUAGAAAGUACAAUACCAAAAUACCUCCUAACAGGGAGGAAACAAUACUGGCACACAAUAGCUUGCUGACCUCACGAAAAACAAUCACACACAAUAAACUAUGAGAGACAGGCGUAUUUAAUGGGAAUACAAUGCAACAUAAUAGGAAACAGGUGUAAACAAUAAAGACCAAACAAGACAAACACCGAAACAUAGAUCGGUAGCAGCUAGUACUCCGGGGACGAUGAAUGCCGGAGCCUGCCCGAGCAAGGAGGAGGAGCAGCCUCGGCUGAAUCCGUGACAGUACCCCCCCUUGACGCGCGGCCCCAGCCGUGCGCUGACCCCGGCCUCAGGGGACGGCCAGGAGUACGCGGGCAGGGCGAGUCGGAUGACUCCGGUGGAAAUCCCUCAACAUGGAGGGAUCUGGGCAGGUGUCUAGGCGCCUUACACUGGGCGCACACUGAGCAGGAGGAAACAUAAACCCUCACGUCCUUAGCUAAAGUGGGCCACCAGUACUUCCCACUAAGGCAGUGCACUGUCCGACCAAUACCAGGAUGACUAGAGGAGGGUGACAUGUGAGCCCAAUAUAUCAAUCGAUCACGAACCUCGAGCGGCACGUACUUCCGACCCUCUGGACACUGUGGGGGAGUAGGAUCGGUACGUAAUGCCCGCUCGAUGUCCGCAUCAACCUCCCACACCACCGGUGCCACCAGACAAGACUCCAGAAGUAUGGGAGUGGGCUCAAUGGACCUCUCCUCUGUAUCAUAUAGUCGAGACAGGGCGUCUGCCUUAGCGUUCUGUGACCCUGGUCUAUAGGUGAGCUUAAAUACAAAUCGGGUAAAAAACAUAGCCCACCUUGCCUGGCGAGGGUUUAGCCUCCUCGCCGCCCAGAUGUACUCCAGGUUACGAUGGUCAGUCAAAAUGAAAAAAGGGUGUUUAGCCCCCUCAAGCCAAUGCCUCCACACCUUCAGGGCUUGAACCACAGCUAACAGCUCCCCUGUCCCCCACAUCAUAAUUGCGCUCCACCGGACUGAGCCUCUUAGAAAAAAAAGCACAGGGGCGGAGUUUUGGUGGUGUACCCGAGCGCUGAGACAGUACAGCACCGAUCCCAGCCUCGGACGCAUCCACUUCAACUUGGAACGCCAAAUGGGAUCCGGAUGUGCCAGCACCGGAGCCGAGGUAAACAGGCCCUUCAGAUGUCUAAAAGCCCUGUCCGCCUCAGCCGACCACUGCAGACGCACCGGACCCCCCUUUAGCAGGGAGGUAAUGGGAGCUGCUACCUGUCCAAAGCCCCGGAUAAACCUCUGGUAGUAAUUGGAAAACCCAUGAACCGCUGCACUUCCUUCACCGUGGUGGGAGUCUGCCAAUUACGCAUGGCAGAAACGCGGUCAAUCUCCAUCUCCACCACUGACGCGGACAACCAGUGUCCCAGGAAGGAGAUGGACUCCUGGAAGAACAGACAUUUCUCCGCCUUCACAUACAGGUCAUGCUCCAACAGUCUACCAAGCACCCGUCGAACCAGGGACACAUGCUCGGCUCGCAUAGCGGAGUAUAUUAGAAUGUCAUCAAUAUACACCACUACACCCUGUCCAUGCAAGUCCCGGAAAAUCUCGUCCACAAACGAUUGGAAGACUGAAGGAGCAUUCAUUAAACCGUAUGGCAUGACGAGGUACUCAUAGUGACCCGAGGUGGUACUGAAUGCUGUCUUCCACUCAUCUCCCUCCCUAAUGCGCACCAGGUUGUACGCGCUCCUGAGAUCCAAUUUUGUGAAGAAUCGCGCCCCGUGUAAUGACUCAGUCAUACUAGCAAUCAGAGGGAGAGGAUAGCUGUAUUUGAUUGGGAUCUGAUUGAGACCACGGUAAUCAAUACACGGGCGUAAACCCCCAUCCUUCUUCUUCACAAAAAAGAAACUCGAUGAUGCAGGGGAAGUGGACGGCCGUAUGUAUCCCUGUCUCAGAGAUUCGGUGACAUAUGUCUCCAUAGCCGCCGUCUCCUCCUGAGACAGAGGAUAAACAUGACUACGAGGAAGCGCAGUGCCUACUUGGAGGUCUAUCGCACAAUCCCCCUGUCGAUGAGGUGGUAAUUGUGCCAAAUCGGCAUAUUCAGGUGGAAUGUGCAUGGUGGGAACUUGGUUCGGACUUUCCACCGUCGUUGCCCCUACGGAAACACCUACACACCGCCCGAAACAAAGAUCAGACCAUCCCUUGAGAGCCCUCUGUUGCCAUGAAAUGUUGGGAUCAUGAGAUGUUAACCAGGUAAGCCCCAACACCACGGGAAACGCAGGAGAAUCAAUCAAAUACAAACAAAUGAUCUCCUCAUGACCCUCCUCCGUUUUCAUCCUGAGAGACGCUGUGACUUCCCUAAUCAAUCCUGACCCCAAAGGGCGGCUAUCUAGGGCAUGGAUGGGGAAGGGCACAUCAACUGGUACAAUAGGAAUCCCUAACUUAUAGGUGAACUGGCGAUCGAUAAAAUUCCCAGCUGCGCCUGAAUCUACUAGCGCCUUAUGCUGGGAAUGAGGAGAAACCUCGGGAAACACCACUUUAAUACACAUAUGCGCAACAGAGAGCUCUGGGUGAGGUGGGUGCCUACUCACCUGGAAUGACUCAUCAGUGCGAUGCCUACUGCCUCGAUUCCUAGGAGACCCUCCCCAGCACCGACCAGCAGUGUGUCCUCUGCGGCCACAGUUGGUGCAGGGGACGGUCUCUCUCCUGGUCUCUCUCCUGGUCUCCCUAGCUCCAGCACCUCCGAGCUCCAUAGGGGUCGGCUGGGAAGUGCUGGGGGAUGGAAUGGACAGCCCUGAAUCCGGACGUCCGCGGGUAGCCAACAGGGUGUCCCUGCAGGCCAAUUCCCGACGCACGUCCUCCCUCAGGCUACAUCUGUAGUGGUCGAUGAGGGCCCUCUCAUUCCAUCCCGCGUUGGCAGCCAGCGUCCGGAAGUCCAGUGCAAACUCCUGUGCGCUCCUCCUCCCCUGUCUGAGGUGGAAUAGACGCUCACCCGCCGCUUUCCCCUCUGGUGGAUGAUCGAAUAAUGCCCUGAAGUGGCGGGUGAACUCCGCAUAGUUGACAGUAGCGGCGUCUAUUCCCCCCCACUCGGCGUUGGCCCAUUCCAGCGCCUUGCCGGACAGACAGGAGAUGAGGGCGGACACGCUCUCGUAUCCCGAGGGCACCGGGUGGAUGGUUGCCAGGUAGAGUUCAACCUGGAGCAUGAAACCCUGACACCCGGCAGCUGUGCCAUCAUAAGCCCUCGGGAGCGAGAGCCGAAUCCCACUGGACCCCGGAGGUGAAGCGAUGGGCAUCGCCGAUGGUGGUGGUAUCGUCGGAGGAGGUGUAGGCAGACCUCCUCUUUCCCAUCGCUCCAUAGUGCUCACCACCCGUUCCAUGGCGGUGCCGAGAGCCUGGAUCAUGGCCGCUUGUAGUUCGACGCGUUCCUCCAUUGAUUCAGCUGGCACCGCCGCUCCUGCUGACUCCAUGUGUGGUGUGUGAUUCUGUCAGGCUGACGUGUAUGCGGUAACGAAGUCAAGCGCAUGACACCGAGCUACUGGCAGACGUACUUUACUGAACACAGUAUAGAAAGUACAAAACCCCUCCUAACAGGGAGGAAACAAUACUGGCACACAACAGCUUGCCGACCUCACGAAAAACAAUCACACACAAUAAACUAUGAGAGACAGGGGUAUUUAAAGGGAAUACAAUGCAACAUAAUAGGAAACAGGUGUAAACAAUAAAGACCAAACAAGACAAACACCGAAACAUAGAUCGGUAGCAGCUAGUACUCCGGGGACAACGAACGCCGAAGCCUGCCCGAGCAAGGAGGAGGAGCAGCCUCGGCUGAAUCCGUGACAAAUUUCCACAUUAUUCAUUACAAGAUUUAGUUGAGGUUUAGGGUUUAGUAAAUGAUUUGUCCCAAAUACAAUGCUUUUAGUUUUUGAAAUAUUUAGGACUAACUUAUUCCUUGCCACCCAUUCUGAAACUAACUGCAGCUCUUUGUUAAGUGUUGCUGUCAUUUCAGUCACUGUGGUAGCUGACGUGUAUAGUGUUGAGUCUUCCGCAUACUCAAAGCCAGUGGCAUGUCGUUAGUAAAGAUUGAAAAAAGGUGAACUCCUGAUUCUACCUGGAUUUUAUUGGAGAGGCUUCCAUUAAAGAACACCCUCUGUGUUCUGUUAGACAGUUAACUCUUUAUCCACAAUAUAGCAGGGGGUGUAAAGCCAUAACACAUACGUUUUUCCAGCAACAGACUAUAAUAAUAAUGUCAAAAGCCGCACUGAAGUCUAACAAAAGUAGACAUGACACCAUCCUAUGCUUUUCAUUGAAAUUGUUAGAAUUAUGAGAGAUCGUACUGAUUUUCUCUCAAGGACCGAUGGUUAUGGAUGAAGAGAACAGGCCGGAGUGAGUAAUGCUAAUGUUGUAAUUAAAACAGAUGAUCUGGUGACCAGCACAUGUAAACCGAUCCCCAAAUUGCACCCAAAUGAUGGCGGAGAUCGGCGUGAAUCAAAUGACAACGGCUCGCCAUUUGACUGAAAGCAAUCUUUUUAAAAGGGGGAGAGGCCUUUUACUAAGUAUCACAUGGAAAUGAUUCCUCUAUCUGCUUGGGGUGUCACCUGACACGAGAACUCUAUUGAUUGGCAGGGGAUAUAUUACAGCCUCAGUAGUAAUAGCUGCUAGUAAUGGGUUCUCUAUGUGUGUGUGUGUGUGUGUGUGUGUGUGUGUGUGUGUGUGUGUGUGUGUGUGUGUGUGUGUGUGUGUGUGUGUGUGUGUGUGUGUGUGUGUGUGUGUGUGUGUGUGUGCAUGUGUGUGAUUGUGUGUGUGUGUGUGUGUGUGUGUGUGUGUGUGUGUGUUUGUGUUUAUCAGUUUAUUGUGAGUGACCUGUGACAAAUGUCAAGUGAGAUGGGCCCAUACCCACACUAGAAAUGUGAACAGUAUGGUCAUGGUAUAAUAUCAAUGUCUCCUGGAGGCUUGGACAUCCUGGGAAUCCCUAGCCAUGUGGAUGAUUAUGUUAAUCAGGGUUGUGUAUAUUGGGGCACACCGUAGCAAUAUGUUUUGCAACGUAAAAUGAAAAUAAACGUUUCUUAAUGGACAAGUUCAGGUUGUCCCUCCCAGUAUCAGUCUGUUUUCUAUAAUUUGGUGCCAAAUGAAAACGACCCUGGUCUAUAACAUCUCUGUCCCUCAAGUUGUUUAGUGCAUUACAUAAAUGUGGUAAUUGUAUAGUUAGGGUCAACAUUUAGUGUGGCAUGUUAUUUUCAAGCACAUGGUUCAUUUGGAAAAAUAAUAAUUUUGGAAGUAUCUUGUGAGAAAGAUUGAGACAUUAUGAAAGACAUGUCAUCAUGUUUUUGUUGUUGUUGACAAUUAUCAAAUCACAGAUACAUAGAUACUACAUUGUGACUCCAUGACAGAAUGAACUAAACAGAAUGAUCUUUUCAACCUCUUGUAACCAUUCAUUCUAUUUUCAUAGACAGCCUGCAAGUAGUGAUGUGGACUGAAUCAAUCAAUCAAAUGUGUAUGAUAUGUUCACCAGCAUAUCCUGGAUGGAGGAUAUCCCAGAUGGAAGGAGUUGACACUUUAUUUAAAACACACUUCUGAAAGCGAUAUCCCCGGAAAAAAAUGCUAUCUGCAAUUGAUUGCACCACAGCCCCAGUCAUCUGGAGUAGGCGGCUGGUGGCUGAAUUUUUUAUAUACUUACAGGACAAACAACACUGUCUGUCUCCUGGAUAUUUCCUACCACAUGAUAUACUGUGUGUGUGUGAGUGUAUGUGUGAGUACAUUAGUGUUGUCACAAUACCAACACCAGGUUUAGUAUCACAAUACUCGAUACCAUCAUGAUACUCGAUACCAAAAUGAUACCAAAACGAUACCACGGUAAGAAGAAGGCCAAAGUCACAGAAUGGCACUUGAUCCAGACAGAUAAAUUCAGCUACUGCUCUGUUCAAUCGUUGGGCAUCUUUUGAGUUCAUUAUCAUUAAUAUAUAUAUAUAUAUAUAUAUAUAUAUAUAUAUUUGAAUUAUGUCAACAAUUUUCAGAGACAGCCAUGUACUCAUUAAUGAAUCGAUUUUACAAUCAUACAAUACAUUUGACUUUGUUUUUACCAAUCUAACUACAUAACAACAUAAUGGUAAUAAUUUAUUUGAAUGGUAAAUCUAUAUUGAAAAACUGGGUAUAUCAAAAAGAUGUAGCCUAGGCCUAUCCACAAUACAGGUGAAUGCAUUUUCAAUAGGAUUGUGUGCAUGCAUUGAGUUAUUGAGCUUGUUUUGGCUGGGGCUACAGAUGACAAACAAUCCAUUUCCCUUCCAUUUGGGAAUUAUUUGAUUGUACUGAUCAACAACAUUUGCAUAGAAGUAGCUUCUUUUAUAAAAAUGUGCUCUGUCUUUAACCAGUAAUGACAUCAUUCACAAGGCAAGAGGGGGGCGACCUGUCAGAGCACAGUCAGUUCGCUGAGGAAAUAGAUAAGCUUUGGGAGAGAUGUGAGAGAGACCGAAUAAGUGAAUUAAUAAAGUUUUUGGUGGCAAUCAGCUUUAAAAUCAGCAUAUUGUGUGUUAUGGUAUUACAAACAAAGUACUAGGGUAGUGAAUUUAUGUUAGCUUUAGCUGUCAGCUAGCAAGGAAAGUUAGCCUACAAAGCUGGAAGAUACCGUUAUCUUCUUGCAUUGUAAAGUGCUCUAGCCUGUAUGGACAUUGUUUUGCGAACAGUAAUUAACAGUUUCAACAUUUCUACAUAAUAUGUCACAUUAUUCAAGUAUGUUAACUUCUGUGCAGCAUGAGUGGGGAGCUAACAUAAUGAGGUCCAGACUCCCAGUGCAGGCUAGCAAUGAGUAAGUGGAGUAGGGACGUUGCGCCGAACGUAACAAAAAUUCUAGUACCGAAAAGUUUUUCAUGUUCUAGUAUUGAAAAAGUACCAAAGUUUCAGUAUGCCGUGCAACACUAGAGUAAAUGCGCGCAUAGCAGUUCAGGGGGAGGCAAGUCAUUAUGCUACCUCAUUAAACCAAAGAUGUUUUGUUAUCAUUACUUUCUCUAACAUUAAAUUACAUUAGAUUACAUGAUGUGAGUUUGCAAGUGUUCCCACCUGAAUCAUUGGAAAGUAUGUGUAUCUCUUUCAUGCUGCGGCAAUAGGAAUGUCGACCAUAUUGUGGGCAGGUGUGUUGUGUGUACUCUCUGUGUGGGUGUGUGUGUUUGUUUGUGUGUGUGCUUGUGCAUAUAGGGGAUGUAUGUGCGUGUCUGUCACAGGAGGCUCAUAAUAAUGGCCGGAAGGGAGCGCAUGGAAUGGCAUCAAACACCUGGAAACCAUGUGUUUGGUGUAUUUGAUACUAUUCCAGUAAUUCCGCUCCAGUCAUUACCAUGAGCCCGUUUUCCCCAAUUAAGGUGCCACCAACCUCCUGUGGUGUCUGUGUAUAUGUGUCUGUAUGUCUGUGUUUUGUGUGUGUGUGUGUGUAUGCGUGUGCGCGUAGGUGUGUGUGUGUGUGUAGGGGAUGUGUGUGCGUGUCUGGGUAUGUGUCUGUAUGUCUGUGUUUGUGUGUGUGUACAUGUGUAGAUGAAAACAGCCCAUAGCACUGCCACAAUACCAGAUUAUAUGUUUAUGGGUUUUUUAUUGUAUAUUUCCUAUAGCUUGCGCUUCCAUCUGAUGGAGUUUCAUGGCCCACACACCUCAUAAGGCUGUGCUGUUGCAUUCUGGAGAAAUUAGUACUUACAGUAAAGAUAAAUGGCUGAUUAGUGGUACUGGGCGACCACUAAAAGGGCCCACAACUCAUAGCCAUUGACUGGGUCCCAAAUGGUACCCUGUUCCCUAUAUAGUGAACUAAUUUUGGCCAGGGCCCAAAAGUAGCCAUUUUGUGCCAUUUAUAGUUUUUUGACAGAGCAGAAGAGAAACACAUCUCUGUACCAUGAAAGCAAAAGGAGGCUUAAUAACACAGUACACAUCAACCCUGUGUCUUUCCCAAUCCAAAUCAAAGGCUCUGACCACAUUCGAAUAUGUUUUAGUUUGACAGAUAGGCUUGAAACAAGCCAUUUAUUAGCUAGCAUACGGAUUCCUCAGCUUUGGCUGCGACAGACAACCAAUUACGCAUUCCUCCGAUGUCGUCACGGUCCUACUUGACCAGCGAGCAAGACAGAGAGAGAGAGAGAGAGGCCUGGACAGAUCCUCUCCAGUCCUUGCUAUCUCUUACAGUACAUCUCAACCCCUUUUCCAGUUAAAAGAAGGUAAAUAACAGACAGACAGCUUCAUUAGCUCUAGCAUCUGAGGAGACCGCUCUGCCCUGGCUUGCGCCAAUUGUCACUUAAAUAGCAGAGCUUUUACUCAAGGCCCUGGCGGCGACCUCCGAUCAAUUACAGCUGACAUUAUUGUUUGUCAUGAGACUUUCUGCUGGACAGAGGGAGUUAGAGAAAAAAAGAGAUCUGAGCCUGAGCUGUGGCUGAAAAUGUAAUCUCUCUCGCUUUUGUUUCUGUUUCGCUCCACAAACAAUAAAUCAUUCAGUUGAAGAGAUAAUAAUGUGGCAAGUAGGAGCUGGUUAAAUUUUUGUCAAGGGAAAUCUAGCCACUCUAGAGCUAAAACUGUUGGUUGGCAGCUAGACAGAGGUCUGUGUGCUAUUCGGAAGGCUAGGUAUUCAGUCGGACACCUUUGGAUUAAUUUGCCAUUAUUCCCACCCCAGAGGAUUCCCCAUUGUAGGAAAAGGUGGUUAGAAUAGCUGUCUCCAUCAGGAGUACUGUUAACACACACACACACACACACAGGCACACACAGACACACACACACACCGCUAGAACACCAGCAGGAUUAACAAUAGAGGAUAUUGCUUCGCUUCAGGUUAAUGACUCAGUCAUUUUAGUCAUUGAAAGAGGUAGCAAUUAUUGCCCUCUUUUUAAUCAUUUUAAACCCUUCAUCAACUGAUUUUGUAUUAAUGCUUGAACAUGCUUGUUGUUUUCCAGACAUAUUCCAUGUGUUUCUGUCUGACAACACCUUUUUAAUCAUGUGAUCUUUCCGAAGGGUAUUUGAAUUCAUUACAUUUAUCCUCCAUGAUUCGGAUCAUUGCUUAUUCAUGCGUGCACUUCCAAGGUACUGUAUUACCCAUAGCUUGAGCUGUUUGCCUGCGUAUUAAUUUGUUGUUUUAAUGAUGGUAGCUAAGUAGGAGUUUACCUUUGGAAGUCCCUAGGGAUUACUCCAGGUAAAUUACUCCAAAUGGUGUUGUUUAUGCUCUUCACUAGGAAAGCAACGCAUGGGAAUUAAACUCGCUGAAGUUGAACUACUGUAUAGGGGAAUAACAGUAACUGACAAACUAAUGCAUCUAGCGAUGUGGUUACAUGAAAACCAAACUUACUGUAAUGUUGAUCAAGUUAGGUCCUUUUCAUAUUGUUCAAAACAUUUAUUGAAAGGGGUCAAAAACAAACAAUGCAGUCACACACACAUACCAAUGUCCAUAUUAUUUAAAUAUUACAAUAGUUGGCCUGUCUACUUCUAACCCAUUCACUAUAAAUCCACCAUAUACUGUAAGUACCUGGGAAAAGUAAUUGAACCCCUUCCAAUACAAAGAAAACAACAAUAUGUCUGGAAAAAAAACAUACACUCAAAUAAACAACUAAAACACUCAGCUAUGUUCCAUCAACACCUAAUAUAUGCCUUUCAGUCCCCCAUGAAAGGACUGUGUGAACUCGUCUUGGCCUACAACAGGUUCCCCUACAGUCAACUGAAUGGGCCUUUAUGGAGGAAACAUCGUUUGAGGAUGGUUGAGAGAGAUCUAGAGAUCAAGAGGUGUGCAUGUGUGUGUGUGUGUGUGUGUGUGCAUACCUUUCAGACUGAGACAUACCAUAGAAGUACAGUACAGCGGUUAACACAAGAGACAUCACUCACGGCUAUGGUUGAUAAAGCAGUAUUUUAAUGACAAAAGCAAAGUCAUAUCAGUGUCAGGCAAUGAUUUUUAAAAAUCUCUCUCCCCUCUUAUGUGUAUGUUGUUUUCCUUAAGAUGUAAGUCAGACGUAGUGUGUGUGUGUGUCCGGGUCUGUGUGUUCUUGCACAUGCCUGCGUUGCAUGUGUAUGUGCGCACUUGGCAAUGUGUAUCCCUCAAAGCAGAAUACCGCUCCCCACGUUGGCCCUUGAGUGCAUUGGAAACGUAGAUACACACACAUACAGUGGGCCUCUCCAUGAUGUCUCACUGUAAGUACCCCUGCCAUCAGGCCCUCUGUGGCACUGUUUUAAUUGAGCCCAGGACGCUGAGAGGUCAUUGAUUCUUCAUGUUUGGGAAUGCUCGCCACUCGGAAUCUGCAUGCCAUCUUUCUUAUGGAAAUCAACAUGAUUCGGGAAGAAUGGAAGGGAACAACGGCGAGAAGGACUACCUCCUUGUCUUUCAUUUCACAAACAGCCCUUGUCUUUUGAGGUUUUCUUUGCGGUGUGGAUCGCCUUGCCCCUUGUUGGCAACUGAUGUUUUCUCGCAAAAGCAGAGUUGUUUUGUGGAUUAGCUUUCUGUGUUGGUUCUAGCGUUGUUGUUUUUUUCUUCUUUUUCUUUAGGCUCUUUACUUUGAGCCAAGCUGCCAAAAGAAAACACAAAAAAAUCUGUUUUUUUAGAUGUUUGCUUUAAACUACUUCAGGGGGAAGCAUCUGAGUGUCAAAGGAACAAGACCAAAAUGUUCCCAGUCACUUUUCAUCCCGCCAAGUUCAAAGCCCCCCAAAGAAGUGGUGGGAUGGUCUUCAGAGAUAGAUGGGAGGGGUUGAGGGUAGCUGAAUGAUGGGACUAAAAACAAACAAAAGAUAGCUAAUGUAAAAUAUACUGUGUCCGUAAAAUGUAUAUAGUAUGUGCAAACUGGAAGUAUCUUCCGAGUGGCGCAGUGGUCUAAGGCACUGCAUCACAGUGCUAGCUGUACCACUAGAGAUCCUGGUUCAAAUUGUAGCCGGCCAUGACCGGGAGACCCAUGGGGCGGUGCGCAAUUGGCCCAGUGUUGUCCAGGGUAGGGGAGGGAAUGGCCGGCAGGGAUUUACAUUUACAUUUUGAGUCAUUUAGCAGACGCUCUUAUCCAGAGCGACUUACAGUUAGCGAGUGCAUACAUUAUUUAUUUUUUCAUACUGGCCCCCCGUGGGAAACGAACCCACAACCCUGGCGUUGCAAGCGCCAUGCUCUACCAACUGAGCUACACGGGGCCCAGGGAUGUAGCUCAGUUGAUAGAGUAGAAGCCUAGUUAUUGUUAUCCAUUAGUUUACUCCAAUUAGGGAGGGGUGGUAGGGUUAGGGGAAAAUAAUAACGGAAAACAUAUACAUAUAUAUAUUCAUUCGUGGUCAAAAGUUUUGAGAAUGACACAAGUAUUGGUCUUCAAAACGAUUGCUGCUUCAGUGUUUUUAGAUAUUUUUGUCAGAUAUUACUAUGGUAUACUGAAGUAUAAUUACAAGCAUUCCAUACGUGUCAAAGGCUUGUAUUGACAAUUCCAUGAAGUUUAUGCAAAGAGUCAAUAUUUGCAGUGUUGACCCUUCUUUUUCAAGACCUCUGCAAUCCGCCAAGGCAUGCUGUCAAUUAACUUCUGGGCCACAUCCUGACUGAUGGCAGCCCAUUCUUGCAUAAUCAAUGCUUGGAGUUUGUCAGCCUUUGUGGGUUUUUGUUUGUCCACCCGCUUCUUGAGGAUUGACCACAAGUUCUCAAUGGGAUUAAGGUCUGGGGAGUUUCCUGGCCAUGGACCCAACAUUUUGAUGUUUUGUUCCCCGAGCCACUUAGUUAUCACUUUUGCCUUAUGGCAAGGUGCUCCAUCAUGCUGGAAAAGGCAUUGUUUGUCACCAAACUGUUCUUGGAUGGUUGGGAGAAGUUGCUCUCUGAGGAUGUGUUGGUACCAUUCUUUAUUCAUGGUUGUGAUCUUAGGCAACAUUGUGAGUGAGCCCACUCCCUUGGCUGAGAAGCAACCCCACACAUGAAUGGUCUCAGUGUGAGAAUGUGAUUUGAAGGAGUCAGGCGCAGGAGGGUAAAUCACUGAAUUAAGAGUUUAUUCCGUAGGACACAGUUAGGCUGGAUAGCGUCAACAAAAUACAGGCACACGGGGAACAAUAUCCCCGGAAAUACAAGGUACGGGUAGCUCAACCGAGCUCAACUCACAAGUAACAAUCACCCACUAGGACAAGGGGGGCAGAGGGAACUCUUAUAUGUGUACUAAUGAGGGGAUAUGAACCAGGUAUGUGUAAUUGACAAGACAAGACAAAUGGAAUGAUGAGAUAUGGAGCGGCAGUGGCCGAUGACGACGAACGCCGAAGCCUGCCCGAACAAGGAGGGGAGGCAGCUUCGGAGGAAGUCGUGACAGUACCCCCCCUCUUGACGCGCAGCUCCAGCAGCACGCCGACCCCGGCCUCGGGUAUGGCCUGGAGUACGCGGAGCAGGGCGAGCCGGAUGGCGACGGUGGAAGUCCCGCAACAGGGAGGGAUCGAGGAUAUUCCUCGCCGUGACAACACAGCACCGUUCCUCCUGACCGUACGAGGGGUUAAUACAGUAAUCGGGGGGGAAGUAAUAACCUAUAUGUGACCUUGUUGAUUCUCCUCAGGACUUUAAAUGGCCCCACAAACCGCGGGCUCAGCUUCCGGCAGGGCAGGCAGAGGGGCAGAUUCCGGGUCGAGAGCCAGACCCGAUCACCCGGUAUGAAAACCGGGACCUCACUGUGGUGGCGGUCAGUGUUGGCCUUCUGAUGACGCACGGCGUGUUGGAGGUGGACGUGGGCAGCGUCCCACGUCUCCUCCGUGCACCGAAACCAGUCAUCCACCGCAGGAGCCUCGGUCUGGCUCUGGUGCCAUGGUGCCAGAACCGAUUGGUAACCUAGAACACACUGGAAAGGUGUUAGGUUAGUGGAGGAGUGCCGGAGAGAGUUCUGGGCAUAUUCGGCCCAUGGCAAGAACACCGACCACUCCCCCGGCCAGUCCUGGCAGUAGGACCGCAUGAACCUACCCAAAUCCUGAUUUACCCAUUCCUCCUGCCCAUUAGACUCGGGGUGGAACCCAGAGGUCAGGCUGUCCGAGACCCCCAGACAUUCCAUGAACGCCUUCCAGACCUUGGAUGUGAACUGGGGACCUCGGUCAGACACUAUGUCCUCUGGUACCCCGUAGUGCUGUAAGACGUGUGUAAACAGGGCCUCCGCAGUUUACAAGGCCGUGUGGAGACCGGGCCGAUGGAAGGAGGCGGCAGGCCUUGACAAAGCGAUCCACAACGACCAGGUGUGUUGUUACCUUGGGAGAGGGGAAGAUCAGUCAGGAAAUCAACACUUAGAUGAGACCAUGGUCAUUGUGGAAUUGGUAAAGGUUGUAACUUACCCGCUGGGAGGUGCCUAGGUGCCUUACUCUAGGCGCACACCGAGCAGGAGGCCAAGUUAGGCCACCAGUACUUUCCGGUCAGGCAGCGCACUGUACGACCGAUACCUUGGUGACCAGAGGAGGGUGACGUGUGUGCCCAGUAGAUCAGAUGAUCACGGAUAAGAGCAGGCAUGUACCGCAGCCCAGCUUGACACUGAGGUGGAGAUGGAUCUGUGCGUAAUGCCUGCUCUAUAUCCGCGUCCAUCGCCCAUACUACCGGCGCCACAAUGCAGGAAGCCGGGAGUAUGUGGGUGUUGUCUUUGGGCCUCUCCUCUGUGUCAUACAGCCGUGACAAUGCGUAUGCUUUCAUGUUCUUCGUACCCGGGAUGUAUGACAGUGUAAAAUCGAACCGGGUGAAGAAUAGGGCCCACCUGGCCUGGCGAGGAUUCAGCCUCCUCGCUGGCUGGAGUACUCCGGGUUACGGUGGUCCGUACAGACGAGGAAAGGGUGUUUCGCCCCUUUGAGCCAAUGCCUCCACAUAAUCAAAGCUCGGACAACAGCCAACAGCUCCCGAUCACCAACGUCGUAGUUCUGCUCCGCUGGGCUGAGCUUCUUAGAGAAGAAUGCACAGGGGCGGAGCUUGGGUGGCGUGCCCGAGUGUUGAGAUAGGACAGCGCCUAUCCCUACCUCGGAUGCAUCCACCUCCACUACGAAUGGUAGUGAUGGAUCGGGGUGGACCAGUACCGGGGCUGAGGUGAACAGACCCCUCAGAUUCCUGAAGGCCACGUCAGCCUCAGCAGACCAGCGGAGCCGGGACGGCCCACCCUUCAACAGAGAUGUAAUGGGUGCUGCGACCUUGCCAAAGCCCCGGAUAAACCUCCGAUUGUAGUUGGCAAAGCCCAGAAAGCGCUGCACCUCCUUAACCGUGGUGAGGGUCGGCCAAUUACGCACGGCUGAAACGCGAUCCCCCUCCAUCUCCACCCCUGAGGUGGUAAUGUGGUAUCGGAGGAAGAAGACCGACUGCUGGAAAAACAUACACUUCUCUGCCUUGGCAUAAAGGUCAUUCUCCAACAGUCAGACCAGCUCUUUGCGAACCAGGGACACAUGCUCGGCGCGCGUAGCGGAAUACACCAGAAUGUCAUGUAGACCACUACAGCGCGACCAAGCAUGUCCCGAAACACCUCUUUCACAAAGGACUAAAGACGGAUGGAGCAUUCAUCAAACUGUAGGGCAUCACCAGGUAUUCAUAAUGCCCGUGGUUGUGCUGAAUGCUGUCUUCCACUCAUCCCCCUCCCGAACACGCACCAGGGUGUACGCACUCCUGAGAUCUAAUUUGGUGAAGAAGCGCAUUGACUCGAUUACUGACGGAAUGAGGGGGAGAGGAUAACUAAACCUGAUCGUCUCCUUGUUCAGUGGUCGAUAAUCAAUGCAAUGGCGCAGACCGCCGUCUUUCUUCUUCACAAAGAAGAAACUCGAGGAGGGGGUGAAGUGGAGGGACCUACAGUGGGGGAAAAAAUUAUUUAGUCGGCCACCAAUUGUGCAAGUUCUCCCACUUAAAAAGAUGAGAGAGGCCUGUAAUUUUCAUCAUAGGUACACGUCAACUAUGACAGACAAAAUGAGAAAAACAAUUCCAGAAAAUCACAUUGUAGGAUUUUUAUUGAAUUCAUUUACAAAUUAUGGUGGAAAAUAAGUAUUUGGUCAAUAACAAAAGUUUCUCAAUACUUUGUUAUAUACCCUUUGUUGGCAAUGACACAGGUCAAACGUUUUCUGUAAGUCUUCACAAGGUUUUCACACACUGUUGCUGGUAUUUUGGCCCAUUCAUCCAUGCAGAUCUCCUCUAGACCAGUGAUGUUUUGGGGCUGUCGCUGUGCAACACAGACUUUCAACUCCCUCCAAAGAUUUUCUAUGGGGUUGAGAUCUGGAGACUGGCUAGGCCACUCCAGGACUUUGAAAUGCUUCUUCCGAAGCCACUCCUUCGUUGCCCGGGCGGUGUGUUUGGGAUCAUUGUCAUGCUGAAAGACCCAGCCACAUUUCAUCUUCAAUGCCCUUGCUGAUGGAAGGAGGUUUUCACUCAAAAUCUCACAAUACAUGGCCCCAUUCAUUCUUUCCUUUACACGGAUCAGUCGUCCUGGUCCCUUUGCAGAAAAACAGCCCCAAAGCAUGAUGUUUCCACCCCCAUGCUUCACAGUAGGUAUGGUGUUCUUUGGAUGCAACUCAGCAUUAUUUGUCCUCCAAACACGACGAGUUGAGUUUUUACCAAAAUAUUUUGGUUUCAUCUGACCAUAUGACAUUCUCCCAAUCCUCUUCUGGAUCAUCCAAAUGCACUCUAGCAAACUUCAGAUGGGCCUGGACAUGUACUGGCUUAAGCAGGGGGACACGUCUGGCACUGCAGGAUUUGAGUCCCUGGCGGCAUAGUGUGUUACUGAUGUUAGGCUUUGUUACUUUGGUCCCAGCUCUCUGCAGGUCAUUCACUAGGUCCCCCCGUGUGGUUCUGGGAUUUUUGCUCACCGUUCUUGUGAUCAUUUUGACCCCACGGGGUGAGAUCUUGCGUGGAUCCCCAGAUCGAGGGAGAUUAUCAGUGGUCUUGUAUGUCUUCCAUUUCCUAAUAAUUGCUCCCACAGUUGAUUUCUUCAAACCAAGCUGCUUAUCUAUUGCAGAUUCAGUCUUCCCAGCCUGGUGCAGGUCUACAACUUUGUUUCUGGUGUCCUUUGACAGCUCUUUGGUCUUCGCCAUAGUGGAGUUUGGAGUGUGACUGUUUGAGGUUGUGGACAGGUGUAUUUUAUACUGAUAACAAGUUCAAACAGGUGCCAUUAAUACAGGUAACGAGUGGAGGACAGAGGAGCCUCUUAAAGAAGAAGUUACAGGUCUGUGAGAGCCAGAAAUCUUGCUUGUUUGUAGGUGACCAAAUACUUAUUUUCCACCAUAAUUUGCAAAUAAAUUCAUAAAAAAUCCUACAAUGUGAUUUUCUGGAUUUUUUUUCUUCUCAAUUUGUCUGUCAUAGUUGACAUGUACCUAUGAUGAAAAUUACAGGCCUCUCUCAUCUUUUUAAGUGGGAGAAUUUGCACAAUUGGUGGCUGACUAAAUACUUUUUUUCCCAACUGUAUAUACCCCUGGCGCAGGGACUCAGUGACAUAUGUUUCCAUACCCGCCGUUUCAGCCUGCGACAGGGGGUACACAUGACUCCUGGGAGGUACAGCGUCUACCCAGAGGUUUAUCGCGCAAUCCCCCGCCCGAUGAGGUGGUAACUUGGUAGCCUGCGUCUUUGAAAAUGCGUGCGCCAAAUCGAGGUAUUCGGGGGGAAUGCGCACGGUGGAGGUACUGUCUGGACUUUCCACCGUGGUUGCACCAACGGAAACACCUAGACACCUACCCUGACACUCUCGCGAUCACCCCGUGAGAACCCUCUGCGGUGGGGUUGUGGAGUGCUAACCAAGGGAUACCUAAUAACACACAGAAAGCAGGGGACUCAAUAAAAAAAAAAGUGAUCUGCUCACAAUGACUCUCCUGGGUAAUCAUGGUGACUGGUGCAGUAACUUCCUGAACAAACCCGGACCCUAAUGGUCGACUAUCAAGUGCUCUGAUGGGGAGUGGAAUGGAUAGGGGAACCAAUGAAAUACCUAGACGGCGUGAGAAUGCCCUGUCCAUAAAGUUCCCAGCUGCGCCUGAAUCGACUAGCGCCUUACACUGGGGAACUACCAUGUGAUCGGGAAAGUAGAUGGGUAGGGUACAGUGCAAAGCAGAGGGCUCUGAACGAGUGUGGAUGUUCGAUACCUGGGGUGAUGCGAGAGUGCCCUGCCUGUCGCCUCCAGACCCAAAAGAGCAUUGACUACUCUGUGUGGUGUACUGUUGCUGUCGUCCUCUGCUCUCUCGGAUGGUGGCUCCACCCAGCUCCAUCAGCUCGGGAUCCGAGUAGGCCGGGGUGGGAACGAGCAGACCCCUUCCAGGAUGUCCUCUGGCUGCCAGCAGGUUGUUAAAAUGGAUGGCCAUGUCCACCAGUUGCGUGAAAGACAACAUGGUGUCCCGGCAAGCUAGCUCCCGUCGGACGUCCUCCCGCAGAUGGCACCGGAAAUGGUCGAUAAGGGCCCGCUAGUUCCACCCGGACCCAGCUGCCAGAGUCAAAAACUACAAAGCGAAGUCCUGCGUGGUCCCCGUCCCCUGCCUCAGGUGGACCAGCCGCUCGCCCGCCUCUUGACCCUCGGGCGGGUGAUCGAAGACCGCCCGAAAGAGGCGAGCAAACUCCCCGUAGUUCUCCAAUGCGGCUCCUCCUUCGUUCCACACAGCGCUGGCCCACUCCAGGGCUUUCCCCGAGAUGCAGGAGACGAGGGCGGACACCUUCUCCUGCUCCGAUGGGGCCGGCCUGAUGCUGGAGAAAUAGAGCUCCAGUUGGAGGAGGAAUCCUUGGCAGAGCGCCGCUGUCCCGUCGAACUCCCGCUGUCGGGAUAUCUGGAUCCCUCCGGGUGCUGGGGUAUGGGUGGCUGGAUCCGGUUGGCCAGCUGGUCUCGACAGAUCGGUUCCUCUCCUCUCCAGGCGUUGGACGACCUGAAGAAUCCGAUCCAUCGCUUCCCCCAAGCUGGCCAGCAUUGUGGAAUGCUCCUGGACCCGUGCCACGACUCCAGGCAUGCGCUCCUCUCCCGCUGACUCCAUAGUGUCGGGUGGGUGAUUCUGUGAGAAUGUGAUUUGAAGGAGUCAGGCGCAGGAGGGUAAAUCACUGAAUAAAGAGUUUAUUCCGUAGGACACAGUUACGCUGGAUAGCGUCAACAAAAUACAGGCACACAGGGAAUAAUAUCCCCGGAAAUACAAGGUACGGGUAGCUCAACCGAGUUACACUCAACUCACAAGUAACAAUGACCCACAAGGAGAAGGGGGGCAGAGGGAACACUUAUACAUGUACUACUGAGGGGAUAUGAACCAGGUGUGUGUAAUUGACAAGACAAGACAAAUGGAAUGAUGAGAUAUGGAGCGGCAGUGGCUAGUAGGCCGGUGAUGACGAAUGCCGAAGCCUGCCCGAACAAGGAGGGGAGGCAGCUUCAGAGGAAGUCGUGACACUCAGGAUGCUUUACUGUUGGCAUGACACAGGACUGAUGGUAGCGCUCACCUUGUCUUCUCCGGACAAGCUUUCUUCCGGAUGCCCCAAACAAUUGGAAAGGGGAUUCAUCAGAGAAAAUGACUUUACCCCAGUCCUCAGCAGUCCAAUGCCUGUACCUUUUGCAGAAUAUUAGUCUGUCCCUGAUGUUUUUCCUGGAGAGAAGUGGCUUCCUCGCUGCCCUUAUUGACACCAGCCCAUCCUCCAAAAGUCUUUGCCUCACUGUGCGUGCAGAUGCACUCACACCUGCCUGCUGCCAUUCCUGAGCAAGCUCUGCACUGGUGGUGCCCCGAACCCGCAGCUGAAUCAACUUUAGGAGAUGGUCCUGGCGCUUGCUGGACUUUCUUGGGUGCCCUGAAGCCUUCUUCACAACAAUUGAACCUCUCUCCUUGAAGUUCUUGAUGAUCCGAUAAAUGGUUGAUUUAGGUGCAAUCUUACUAGCAGCAAUAUCCUUGCCUGUGAAGCCCUUUUUGUGCAAAGCAAUGAUGAUGGCACGUGUUUCCUUGCAGGUAACCAUGGUUAACAGAGGAAGAACAAUGAUUUCAAGCACCACCCUCCUUUUAAAGCUUCCAGUCUGUUAUUCUAACUCAAUCAGCAUGACAGAGUGAUCUCCAGCCUUGUCCUCAUCAACACUCUCACCUGUAUUAACGAGAGAAUCACUGACAUGAUGUCAGCUGGUCCUUUUGUGGCAGGGCUGAAAUGCAGUGGAAAUGUUUUUUUGGGGAAGUAAGUUCAUUUUCAUGGCAAAGAGGGACUUUGCAAUUAAUUGCAAUUCAUCUGAUCACUCUUCAUAACAUUCUGGAGUAUAUGCAAAUUGCCAUCAUAACAACUGAGGCAGCAGACUUGUGAAAAUUAAUAUUUGUGUCAUUCUCAAAACUUUUGACCAUGACUGUACACACUACCGUUCAAAAGUUUGGGGUCACUUAGAAAUGUCCUUGUUUUCCAUGAAAACAUACACAAAAUGAGUUUGAAAAGGAAAUAUAGGAAAAUGAAUAGGAAAUGUAGUCAUUGACAAGGUUAGAAAUACUGAUUUUUAAUUGAAAUAAUAAUUGUGUGCUUCAAACUUUGCUUUCGUCAAAGAAUCCUCCAUUUAGCACAAUUAUAGCCUUGUAGACCUUUGGCAUUCUAGUUGUCAAUUUGUUGAGGUAAUCUGAAGAGAUUUGACCCCAUGCUUCCUGAAGCACCUCCCACAAGUUGGAUUGGCUUGAUGGGCACUUCUUACGUACCAUACAGUCAAGCUGCUCCCACAACAGCUCAAUAGGGUUGAGAUCCGGUGACGGUGCUGGCCACUCCAUUAUAGACAGAAUACAAGCUGACUGCUUCUUCCCUAAAUAGUUAUUGCAUAGUUUGGAGCUGUGCUUUGGGUCAUUGUCCUGUUGUAGGAGGAAAUUGGCUCCAAUCAAGCACCGUCCACAGGGUAUGGCAUGGCGUUGCAAAAUGGAGUGAUAGCCUUCCUUCGUCAAGAUCCCUUUUACCCUGUACAAAUCUCCCACUUUACCAGCACCAAAGCACCCCCAGACCAUCACAUUGCCUCCACCAUACUUGACAGAUGGCAUCAAGCACUCCUCCAGCAUCUUUUCAUUUGGUCUGUGUCUCACAAAUGUUCUUCUUUGUGUUCCGAACACCUCAAACUUCAAUUCGUCUGUCCAUAACACUUUUUUCCGAUCUUCCUCUGUCAAGUGUCUGUGUUCUUUUGCCCACAAUAAUCUUUUCUUUUUAUUGGCCAGUCUGAGAUAUGGCUUUUUCUUUGCAAAUCUGCCUAGAAGGUCAGCAUCCCGGAGUCGCCUCUUCACUGUUGAUGUUGAGACUGGUGUUUUGCGGGUACUAUUUAAUGAAGCUGCCAGUUGAGGACCUGUGAGGUUUCUCAAACUAGACACUCUAAUGUAUUUGCCCUCUUGCUCAGAUGUGCACCGAGGCCUCCCACUCUUUAUAUUUUGGUUAGAGACAGUUUGCGCUGUUCUAUGAAGGGAGUAGUAAACAGCGUUGUACGAGAUCUUCAGUUUCUUGGCAAUUUCUUGCAAGGAAUAGCCUUAAUUUCUCAGAACAAGAAUAGACUGACGAGUUUCAGAAGAAAGUUAUUUGUUUCUGGCCAUUUUGAUCCUGUAAUCGAACCCACAAUUGCUGAUGCUCCAGAUACUCAAUUAGUCUGAAGAAGGUCAGUUUUAUUGCUUCUUUAUUCAGCACAACAGUUUUCAGAUGUGGUAACAUAAUUGCAAAAGGGUUUUCUAAUCAUCAAUUAGCCUUUUAAAAUGAUAAACUUGGAUUAUCAAACACAAUGUGCCAUUAGAACACAGUACUGACGGUUGCUGAUAAUGGGCCUCUGUACGCAUAUGUAGAUAUUCCAUUAAAAAUCAGCCAUUUCCAGCUACAAUAGCCAUUUACAACAUUAACAAUGUCUACACUGUAUUGCUGAUCAAUUUGAUGUUAUUUUAAUGGACAAAAAAAAAACUGGAACAUUUCUAAGUGACCCCAAACUUUUGAACGGUAGUAUAUAUAUAUAUAUAUAUAUAUAUAUAUAUAUAUAUAUAUAUAUAUAUAUAUAUAUAUAUAAAAUAAUAUAUUUCUUUAUAGAAGCUAAAUUAAAGCUGGUGGUAGUGCAGAGAGGAGGGUGCUUGUGGUUUGGAACACAUACCUAACUUUGACCUUCUGUGUGUGUUCAUGUUCUUUGAAAGUUAGACCUUUUCAUUACACUGUACCAUCUAAAGGCACAGCGGAGUGCUAGCUUACACUAUUCCCCAUCGUAUUUUUUUACAAGGCAUUCCUUACAUUUCUGGCCGACUAAUGUCUCCACUUUGACCAAUUAGAGCACUAUUGCAGAGCCGAAAUGGAAUAACAUUUGUUAGAAAUCUGAUCUUGUAAUGGGGUAACAUGGCCAAUGCAGAUCACAGAACAGAGCUGAAAUUAAAUCAAAAUGUCCUGUUGUUGUAAGAGUUAAAAGUCAGACUUGCUUGUUCAGUGGUCCAGACUAUCCUAGGUCCUAUACACUGUACAGUAAUUAGCCUGUAGCCAUUUGUCACACUGUAGUUCUGAGGAUACUUGUUUUGUUAUUAGCGUGUUUUAACAAGUCAUUUGGGUAAUGGCUUCCAAUGAUUGCCUUAUUUUUGCAGAUGUUUGUCCCAAAUGGCACCCUAUUCCUAUAAAGAAUAGGGUGCCAUUUGGGAUGCAGACUAAGAUUAUGCAUUACGUGUAAGUAGUGAGCCCUAUUUCCAUAACCUUUUAUUCAACUACAGAAUAAUUAAUGCGUCUUUUAUGGCUGUGUUAACUUUUGGCUUUGAACUACUGUUAUCAUCAUUACCAUUUUAUUACAGUUAUGGUAUCUAUUAUUAACAUGUGUUGUUAAACAUUUACGCCUCAAAAUAUACUGUAGGGAAGGACCGGGUUCAACUCAUCCCGCAAAAAUGAUUAGAGUAGUGUAGUGUAGUGUCGUUUGAUAAUAAUAAUUGUAUGUUGUUAUUUUAGCAUUCCAUGGCUUGCCAGUAUCAGUGAUCUGUAGGUUAUACCAGCAUAUCCACCCACCUCGGUAUGAGAGAAAGAAUAUUUCAGCAAAUCUUAAUUCAAUCAAAUCUACAAUGCAGUAUUUGCAGUUUUAAGCCCUAUUCGGACAGGAUUUGUUUUCCUGGGGGAGGUCGGGUAAUGUAAUUAUGUGCACGAGGACAAAACACCAUAUCUGUAAUUUUUGUCCUGUCCGAAUCUGCCAUGUCAGUAAUUUGUACAUGGCAGGAGAGUAACAAUUCCAGAUAGAAUAACUGAUAAUACUAGUCCUGUGCGAAUUGACAUCCCUGUGUUUAGAGAAAAAAUUCUGAGUUUGACAGGUGUUGCUCGCGGUUUCAGCAAGAAAACAAUAACUGAUUUGAUAAAUUGUUGUGCAUAGCCUAUAUAUGAAGGGCCUACAUGUGUCAAGUUUCACAGUGAACACUUUUGUUUAUACGUUUUGUGCGAAUGAAUUGAACAUCGGCAAAUGCAUCAGUAAAAAAUAUUGCGCCUUUUAAUGCAACCCUUGCUGUUAAUAGAUCACAAAGCAGCAUACAACUGUGCUAAAUGUUUGGGCAUUUACUGUAUCCCAACAUAAAAUAAUGAUUAUGACCACACUUCCUAAAUUCAAAAAUGUUGGCGACACUAUACCAAAGAUGGUUUGUUAUGGUUUAGAAACUUGGGAACCAGGCACGAGUUCUCAGUGUAGCCAUGUUAUCACCUGGACUUGUUGAAAUAUCUUCAUGCCUAGAAAGAAAUAACUCUGGAAUAAUGGACUUCUGGGGUAAUAAUUACAUAACCAACGUUCUCUAGUAAUACUAGUCACGUGUGAAUAGGGCUUUUCAGUUACAUUUAGAUAAAGCUUUUUCUUAUGGUCAAACAAAAACCUUAACAUUGUAGAAGGUUAUGACUGAAACCAGCCCUUAUUGGUUACCUUUAUGUCAAAUUAACCAAUUAACCAAUCAAUAUCAUCCAAUCCAGAUGAACCAAUCAACCAUGGAUUCCAUUAACCAAUCACCUUUCUCCCCUGUUGUAGGUUUGGAACUGCCCUUCAUGAUGAUGCCCCACCCCCUGAUCCCGUGCAGCUUGCCCCCUGCUUCUGUCACCAUGGCAAUGAGCCAGAUGAACCACCUCAGCACCAUCGCCAACAUGGCCGCCGUCGCACAGCAACAGAGCCUGCCCUGCAGAAUGGUCACCUCAGUCAUCAAGGUAAGCUGUGUAUAAUAAACAUAAAACUAAACUAUAAAGUAUUAAAUUAUAUGACAGUGUUUCCCAAUCCUGAUCCUUGGGGCCCAUAACUUUGAUACUGCUAGGGCAAAAAUAAAAUAUGCACCCAUUUGGGUCCCCAGGACCAGGAUUGGGAAACACUGUUAUAUUCCAACAUGGCCGAUGUGGCACAGCAACAGAGCCUGCCCUGCAGAAUGGUCACCUCAGUAAUCAAGGUAAACCGCUAGAAUGGACUUCAUUUACUAAACUGUAAAUUAAACAUAUUACAACAUGGCUGCCGUGACACAGCAACAGAGCAUGCCCUGCAGAAUAGUCACAACAGUCAUCGAGAUAAACUGGCAGAAUGGACACGCACUGUGUAUAACUAACAUACAGCUCUGGACAUUUAAAGUUACUUAUCCUGAACUUUUGACUGUGAUGACAGAUAGGGAAGAACUAUGGAAAUGUCUGUUGAUUACACAGCAUCUACUUUCAUGGACCUCAGUUGUCGCUGGUGAGCUUUGACCUUGUCACUGAUGUCCCUCUGUCAUUGACAGGAGCGUGUCCCAGACAGUCCCUCCCCCGCCCCCUCCUUAGAGGACGGCAGGAGGCCCGGCAGUCACCCGUCGUCCCACCGCAGCAGCAGUGUCUCCAGCUCGCCGGCCCACACAGAGAGCUCCUCAGACAGGAUACGUACGUCCCCCUAUUCCCUCCCCAUGCAACGAGUCAGACUGGCUAACUGCGUGUUCAGUUCCGCAAGUAAACAAACCGACCCCGCUAACCCACUAACCCAAUUUUGUUGUUGUUGUUGUUGUUGUUGUUGUUGUACUGAACCGAUAAAUCAAUUGAUUUUAGAGUUGGGAUUUUGUAGUGCUCUUCAAUCCUAGUCCUAGGUACUCACUGGGUGUGUAAGUUUUUGUUUCAGCCCAACAGCAGUAACACACCUGAUUCAGCUAAUCAAGUGCUAGAUGAUUCAUUUGAUGAUUAAUACACUUGAUCAGUUGAGUCAGGUAUAUUAGUGCUGGGCUGGAACAAACCUUGCACACUAUAGGGUCCUUACGACCAGGAUUGAAAAACACUUAUUCUGAGUCAUCCACGUGUUCAAAAUUUGCUAGCUAGCUGUUCAUUUCCAAAAACAGGGCAUAGACAGGUCAACUCAAACAGACAAAGACAUCUUCUAGCUCACCUGUACUACUCUCUCUCUCCUCUCCAGCCAUACAUCAGAAUGGUCUUUCUAUGAACCAAAUGAACCAAGCUCUGCUGGGCCUCUCCCCUAGCAUUCUGCCUGGGCCUAAAGAA